Messenger RNA from Papaver somniferum (opium poppy), 363 nucleotides. RefSeq lists its product as uncharacterized. Lineage: Eukaryota; Viridiplantae; Streptophyta; Magnoliopsida; Ranunculales; Papaveraceae. The coding region runs from base 1 to 363 and encodes 120 amino acids. The transcript has a single exon. The record is from RefSeq and is a predicted model, not a curated record.
AUGAACAUGCUCUUAUGUGAAGGUGAUGAAAAGGAGAUAUGUUGCUCGUCUGCCUAUAUUGAUGAUUUGAUCUUUACCGGCAAUAAUCCUACAAUGUUCGAGGAGUUCAAGAAAACGAUGACGAGAGAAUUUGAGAUGACGGACAUUGGUCUUAUGUCAUACUAUCUCGGGCUUGAAGUAAAACAACAAGAAAAUGGAAUAUUUAUAUCUCAAGAAGGAUAUGCGAAGGAAAUCCUUAAGAGAUUUAAAAUGGAGGAGUGUAAUCCGGCAAUUACUCCCGUGGAAUGCGGAAUCAAGCUAUCAAAGAUCGAUGAAGGCGAGAAGGUCAAUCCGACUCUUUACAAGAGCCUUGUUGGAAGUUGA